Molecule: messenger RNA, 4733 nt
Organism: Xenopus tropicalis (tropical clawed frog)
Lineage: Eukaryota; Metazoa; Chordata; Amphibia; Anura; Pipidae
Gene: ovos5a
Product: ovostatin 5A
Exons: 37
Coding region: 1-4419 (1472 amino acids)
Cellular component (GO): extracellular region
Molecular function (GO): endopeptidase inhibitor activity
Source: RefSeq, a predicted model, not a curated record
AUGACGGUAUAUAAAUACAUGUGGCAUAGGAGCAAGGAGUCGGUGGCACAGGAACCAGCAGAGACUGGCACCAUGUUCCAGCAGCGGCUUCUAGCGUGUGUUUGCCUUCUGGGUCUCAUCAGCGGAGCCAUAUCUAAACCUCGGUAUGCACUGUCAGUUCCUGCUGUGCUGAAAAGUGGAGAGAACUCGACGGCGUGCAUCAACAUUUUAGAUAACGACAGCCCUUUGCAACUGAAUGUUAAUCUUGAAUUCUAUGGAGCGAACUACUCCAUCUUCAGUGAGACGGUCCAGGAGAAAACAAUCUUUAAAUGCAAAGAAUUUACGGUUCCAGCAGUGAGCAUGACAGUCCCAGUAUUCAUUACCAUGGUGGCUACUGGCCCAAGAGACACUAUUAUGGAACGUAGGUCUGCGGUGAUUGGUAAAAUGGAAAACAUCAACUUUGUGCAGCUGGAUAAAUCUAUUUACAAGGCUGGGCAAAAGGUGCAAUGUCGUUUGAUUUCGUUAAAUCCCCUGCUGCGUCCUGUGCAAGAGACGUACACUGCCAUCUAUAUAUUGGAUCCCUUAGGGAGUCGAAUUUUCCAGUGGCUGAAUAAGACUUCGAGGCAAGGACUGGUGGCCCUGGAAUACCUUCUGCUGAGUGAUGCCACCCUGGGAACAUACAACAUAGUGGCUGAAAGAAUAUCUGGCCCUGCAGUUUCCCAGCCAUUUGAAGUGGCUGAAUAUGCGCUGCCCAGAUACAGUGUGACCGUGGCUGCUCCCAACACUAUAUCCAUACAGGAUCAGAACAUAACAUUUCAGGUCAAUGCCAAAUACACCUAUGGUCAGGGAGUGCCAGGGAAGCUGUCUGGCAGACUUUGCAGGAAAUAUAAUUAUUAUUAUCCUGGAAUGAGCUGCAACAGAAAACCUGAAGGCCUCUGUCAGAACAUUGCUGGAGAUGUGGACCCCAGCGGCACGUUUAACUACACUGCUGACCUGGCCCUGUUCCAGUUGGAGCGGGGUGGACUUGACAUGGUUCUGAGCUACCAGAUAACACUGACAGAGAAUGGCACAGGAGUCCAAGUGACAGAAUCUGGCUCCGUGUCCAUAAGCAACCUAAUAGCCCGGGUUUCCUUUGAUUACCAAGCCAUACAGCCGUAUUACAAGCCGGGGAUUCCUUACCGUGUUGCUAUGACUUUGGUGAAUGCUGCCGGAAAUCCCCUUAGCAACGAGACCAUAGAGCUCCGGGUCAGUGGAAACAAUGUGCAGAAUCUGACCACAGACAGAAAUGGCAAAGUACGGUAUGAGCUGGAUGUGUCCGGCUAUGAACAACCUCAGCUGGACCUACAGGCCAUUUAUAAGAAUGCGGAGACAUGUUACGAUCCCAACUGGGUGAUGCCUAUUUACUCUAAUGACGUUUACACGGUCACACGGUUCUUCUCUCGCACCGGGAGCUACGUGGAGAUAAGUGCUCCCCAGCAGGAACUGAGCUGUGGGAAUAGUUACACCAUCAAAGCCCAUUACUCCCUCAGCCCCAAAGCUCUAGGGAAUGUGACCAAUGUCUCUUUCUACUACCUGGUGAUGUCAAAAACCAAGAUUGUGAAAUCUGGAGAACAUUUGGUGGCCUUGAAUAGCAGACCUCAGCGUGGCACCUUCAGCUUAAACCUCACGGUAUCUCAGGAGUUGGCUCCUGGUUUUGAUGUCAUUGUAUACAGCAUGUUGCAGUCGGAGGUCAUAGCUCACAAAAUCCAUCUGAACACAGAGAAGUGCUUCGAACACCAGGUUUCCCUGAGCUUCUCAGCCUCUCAAGGGACUCCAGGAUCCAAUGUUAACUUAACGCUAAGAGCAGAUCCCAGAUCCCUGUGUGGGCUCCUAGCCAUUGAUUCCAGCCUUAUCCUUCUUGGGCCGGGCACGCAGCUGACAGCUGAGAGGGUGUACAAUGCUCUGCAAUACCUCAGCCUAAAUGGAUAUUCCGUUGGAGAAUAUAAUGUAGAGCCAGCAGCGCCUCCAUGUAUUGAUUCCGAAAAUCGAGUUUUAGAUGAUGGUUUAGUCUACCAACCUGUUCAGUUCCCAGGCCAAGGAAACACAUACAAUGAAUUUAAGAGCGCUGGCUUGCACUUUGCUACAAAUUCAUCCAUAUACAAACCAGAGCUGUGUGGCUUCUAUGGUUAUACACUAGGAUUUUUUCAUUCAAACAUGGCAACACCUUUAUCUGCGACUCUGCCUGUGUCUGUGUCUGUGCCUGGCGAGCCUAUCUCAACUGUGAGAAAGUCAUUCCCUGAAGUCUGGAAUUUUGAUAUAGUGGCUGUUGGUGACACAGGUUCAGCUUCCCCAGCACUGAAAGCCCCAGAUACCAUCACCCAAUGGCAAGCCUCCAUGUUCUGCCUGUCAGAAGGGAAAGGAUUGGGGGUGACCAAGUAUCCGUCCAACUUCACCUCCUCCCUCCCGUUCUUUGUGGAGGUCUCUGUACCCUUCUCCUUCACUCGAGGGGAGAUGUUGCUCCUGAGAGCCUUUGUGUCCAACUAUCUGAAUCAGUGCAUCAAGGUACGUGUGACCCUGCAACCAUCCAAGGACUACACAGCCGUUCUGCAGGAAGGGACACAGGACAUGUGUGUGUGCCCCAAAGGCAGGGCCUCCUACUCCUGGAACGUGACUGCUAAUUCGCUGGGAGUGAUAAGUUUUAAUGUGACAGCUCAGACGACUUUUAUUGGAGCCACGUGCGGAGGGCCUCCCAACACCACCCAACCACCUCGCAGUGAUACUGUAAUAAAGACCGUCAUUGUGGAGGCCGAGGGUAUAGAGAAGGAGGUGACAUACAGUAACCUGGUGUGUGUGGAAGGCAACAACGCACAAAUUCCAUUCAGCAUCACCCCACCCGCAAACAUGGUGAAAGGAUCCGCCAAGGCUUCUGUCACUGUGAUUGGGGACCCACUGGGCCACGCUGUUAACAAUCCGGACUCUCUGAUCCAGAUGCCCACGGGCUGUGGGGAACAGAAUCUAGUUAAGUUGCUGCCAAUACCGGCGGUGCUGGCUUAUCUGAAUUGCAGCGGGCAGCUGACCAAGGAGAUCCAAGACAAAGCAGUGCAGUACAUGGCAACUGGGUAUGUAAGGCAGCUUGGUUUCAAACGCUACGAUGGAACUUUCAGUGCUUUUGGACAAAGAGAUCCUGAGGGAAGUUCAUGGUUGACAGCUUUAUCUUUAUACACAUUUCAGAAAAUAAAGCAAUAUACAUUAGUAGAUCCAACAGUCAUAAAUCAGGGGCUGGUUGCCCUUGAGAAAAGCCAGGACCUUCAAUCAGGAUGUUUUAAAGUCUCGGGGACUCUGUUUAACAGUGAACUCAAGGGUGGCGCUGAAAAUGAAAUCAGCUUUACGGCCUAUGUGGUUGCAAUUCUGAUGGAGACGAACUACCCAGGAGCGCAAACCCUUCUGCGUAAUGGCCUGGGCUGCCUGGACGCAGCAUCCAGGAGAGAGCAAACGCUGUAUAACCUGGCUUUGCUCUUCUACGCAUUCAGUUUAUCUGGGAAUGAAGAGAGGAGGAAUGCUACAUUGGCUAAACUGAAGAAAUUGGCAAUUCACGAAAAUGGUGGCAUCCACUGGGAGCAAACUGACAAGCCAAUCGCAGAGAAGUACCCAUUUUUCUAUGCCCCCCCUCCUUCAGCUGAUAUAGAGAUUACAGGUUAUGUCCUGUUGGGGUUCACUAAGGGACCCGCCCCAUCGCAAGAGGAAAAGUCCUAUAUGACCCAGAUUGCAGUGUGGUUGGUUCGGCAGCAGAAUUCUCAAGGAGGCUUUCGAUCAACUGCAGACACCGUAGUGGCCCUGCAGGCUCUCGCUGAAUACAGCUGCCUAGUAUACAAGAAAGGGGCCACCAAUCGUGUCACAGUUUCUCUGGCAAGACAAGUGAUUGCCACUUUUAAUGUGCAGCCAAGCAACAGGCUUCUGGUACAGAGACGCAUGCUGCCGAGCCAACAAGGAAACUACUCAUUUGGUGUUAGUGGGAAUGGCUGCUGCCUGAUACAGAGCACAGUGAAAUACAAUGUCCCAGUGGUGAGAAAGAAUUCAACAUUCUCCCUGUCUGUAAAUACAUCAUCUGGGUCCUGUAUCAAUGGUGCGGCUUUCAUCAUCCCCAUCAACCUCACAUUAAGUUACAAUGGAAGAAAGAACCAGUCCAACAUGGCGGUUGUAGACAUGAAGUUGUUGUCAGGAUACUCGGUGCAAUACCAGUCACUUCUCCAGUUAAGACAACAAGUCCCCAAAGUGGAACAGAUCAAUAACCACCUGAUUAUUUACCUGAGUUCUGUACAACGAGAACCCAUUUCUUUGCCAGUGAGUCUUGAGAUGGGCAACAGAGUGCAGAAUUUCCAGCCGCAGUCUAUAUAUGUCUAUGACUACUAUGACCAAGAUGAGAAUGCAGUUGUAGAAGUCAGACAUCCAUGCUCUCACUAGUCACCCUGCAGAAGUGGCUAGCGAAUGCCUGGUCCGUCAAUCAUCAAUGAAAGAAACAUUGGUUUUUCUGCAGUUUACUUGCCGUGACACCACUACAGCACCUAGAACAUUGCUCAUCUACUCACCUUUUCAGCUUAAAAAAGAUUUUAUAACGAAUAAGUAACUGAUAAUUUCCUCUCUGUUUUUUGUCUGAAAUAAAUAUGGCCAACUAACUAAACACUGGGGUUUUGGGGGGAAUGGAGAUCUAAAGAAUGGAUAUUGCUCUAGUAAUGGGUGGGUCAAAAGAAAUAAAAAAAAUACUUUAUCUAACCUUA